Molecule: messenger RNA, 897 nt
Organism: Silurus meridionalis
Lineage: Eukaryota; Metazoa; Chordata; Actinopteri; Siluriformes; Siluridae
Exons: 4
Coding region: 184-531 (115 amino acids)
Biological process (GO): peptidyl-histidine dephosphorylation
Cellular component (GO): cytosol
Molecular function (GO): protein histidine phosphatase activity
Source: RefSeq, a predicted model, not a curated record
AUAAAAGGCCAGAACACUGAGCAGCAGCAGGUCAUUCAGCAUCCCCCUUACAUUUGGUCCUUUGAGCUAGAGAGUAAACCAUCCUAACAGGCUCCCCUGACCAACCAAUCAAAAUUGUUCCAGCCUUAAGAGGUUUGAGACUGAAAUAAGCAGCAGCAGGAUCAGGCUCAGCGCAGAGGAAACAUGGCAGACUGCCUGAGUAAAGUCCCAGACGUGGAAAUCGACCCGGAGGGCAAAUUUAAAUAUAUUUUAGUGCGAAUAAAGGUUAAAGGUGGAACCGAACACAAAGACAUAGUGAGAGGCACAAAGAGUGCUGAGUACCACAAUAAUAUUUUUGAAAAGUUGAGCCCUGCUAUGGACACUCUAGGCCUGGAGUGUACCUGCCUUGGUGGAGGAAAGAUAGAGCAUGACAGCACCAAGAAGAAACUAAGAGUGUUUGGAGAGUCUACAGGCUAUGGAAAGGCUGACCAUGCGGUCACAGUGGGUAAACUGGAAGCUGUCUUCAAAGACUACGAGAUCACGAUGGAAUGAAAAGAAAGGCAACAAAAAAGACAGCAAAAAGUAUUUUUUUAGGCAUCGUAUCUGUUUAACAUCAGUGUGCAAAUUUCCAACUUUAUUAUUCUCAACAAUAUUUGUUUCUGUGGGGAAACAAAAUGAUUAUUAGCAUGAGACCAAUAAAGACUGGCUCUGUCUUCAGUCCUCAGGGACUUAAACAAUGUGUUGAAGUUCAUAAAGGAAGUGAGUGUGCGUUGAAAAACAAAUCCUGGCUCCAUGGCAGAAUGUGUGUCUACAUGGGGGACAGGAAAAGUACAAAUGACACACGUUGGCAUCAAUUUUGUGUCACUUUUUCUUUUUAAUUUCCGAAUAUUUCUUAUCAAAUAAAUGUGGUAGAUUCCA